Cetraspora pellucida is the source of this 245-nucleotide messenger RNA. NCBI's taxonomy places the organism in Eukaryota, Fungi, Glomeromycota, Glomeromycetes, Diversisporales, Gigasporaceae. The record is from the annotation of a GenBank genome assembly.
AUGUGUCAUACAAUACAACACCAUAUUGCGAUUAAUUUGCAAUACAGAGAUGAAAAUUUUGUUGUAAAUAUUUGUGGAGGAAAUUUACAUUAUGAAAAACAAGUCCUUUCAAAUAAUAAAGUUGCAGAAACUUUGACUACUCAACAAAAUCUUCCUGAAUAUAGUAAACAUAGCUCAGAAGAGGAAGAUAAUGCUGGUGAUAUUAGUGACAUUAGUGAAGUUAACCUAACUACAACAAUGAAAUA